Meloidogyne enterolobii is the source of this 951-nucleotide messenger RNA. The record is from the annotation of a GenBank genome assembly. Lineage: Eukaryota; Metazoa; Nematoda; Chromadorea; Rhabditida; Meloidogynidae.
AUGGGCUGUGGCCCUUCAACAAGCAAAAAUACUGCAACGACUGUAGCUUCUAACCAAUUCCCUGCCACUGUAAAUAUUCGAGUGUUUGGACAGCCAAUAUCCCCAUCUCCACAACAUUUUAAAAAACCUGCAAGUGGCGGUACAACUCCUCGUCCCAGUGGAUCAAGUGGAAAAGACGUCCCCUCAAUUGUGCCUAAUGAAUUGUGUAAGUCAACUUCUGAAAGAUCUCUCAAUAUUGGGGGUUUGGUUGUUAAUGAAAGGGAAGAAGGAAGUAAUAUAUUAAGUAGUAGAGAGGUUAGUAGUCAUCGCCAUCUCAGAAAGAGUCAUUCUUCGCGCCAGCAUCGACGUGUUGGCAGCACUGGUUCUCAUUUAGCGCCUAGUAAAUCCUUCGAGACAGCUUUACAUCCAGAAACGUCAAGAAAUAUUGAAGUGUCAAAAGAAGAAAAUGGAACAAAAUCUCGAGUUGAAGAGAUUGGUAACUGGCAGAUGUCCAAUAAAAGUGACCUUCGACUGGAAAACCGUAUAACCAGUAAUUCUUUAUUGGGUGUUGGAGAGACUCAAGGAAGCGGCUUCUUUACUUCAUGGCUUCAACCUCCUGGUUCUGUACCUUCCACAACGAAUACACCAAUCCAGUCUCCCUUUGCUUCUGCUCCGAGCAGUCCGAACAGUCAAAAAGAUGGGAUCAGCAGCAGUCGAAGGCCGUCUCCAAGAGCUCCGUAUAUGCCAAUUUCUUUUAGCGAACAAAAUCAGCGACAUUCAUCUCCAGGAAUUGAACCUCACAGUGAAAGAAUUAUUCGAGAUGAACAACUAAAACAACAAAAAACUUCAAUUGGUAGUGACAGCAAUAUUCGACAUUCGAGUGUUCCUACCCCAAGAGAAUUCUCAUCAUCACCGCUCUAUCGCUUCAGGCAAAAACAGAAGCCUAAAACACCACAAAUGUGUAAGCUUUAA